AAGCAUGACGAAAAUGUAGAUGAGGAAUGCAAAGGAGACGAAGAAGAAGAAGAAAGGAAUUCCGAUAAGGAGAGCGAUAAACAUGACGACGAACCUGGUUCGAAAAUUCUAGAAGAGAAUGGCAGUCAUGGAGAACAUCCACACAGUGACGAGGAGGAAGAAAAUGUGCACGAAACAAAGGAUCAUGAAAAAGAAGAAGACGAACCAAAGAAAAACCGUAGCGAGAGUCCUCAUGGUGAUAGUGGCAAACAUCGCUCCAGAAGUUCAAGGGAUAGUCGGAAAAGUGAAAGUGAUGAACGUUCUUAUGAUCGCAAGGAACGAAAAGGUGACAAGCGGGACAAGGAUGAUGAAGACAAGGUCACAAAAGACGAAAAAUCGAAGCGUAGCUCAGAAAGAGCAGAAGAUAGUGACAAACGUCAUGAAAGGAGUUCAAGAGAUAGUCGCAAGAACGAACAUCAUUCAAAUGAUCGUGAGGAGGAUACCAAACAAGAUCGGGAAGGAGAACGUAGGCAUAGAAGAGACGAAGAGCGCUCAAAGAAGCAAGAAGACAAAACGAACCGUGAAGAUGGCGACAAGCGUCAUUCAUCGUCAAGUCCAAAAGAAAGUCACAGAAGCGAAGAGCGAUCUCGUCGGCGCGAG
Messenger RNA from Cooperia oncophora, 639 nucleotides. NCBI's taxonomy places the organism in Eukaryota, Metazoa, Nematoda, Chromadorea, Rhabditida, Trichostrongylidae. The record is from the annotation of a GenBank genome assembly.